This is a messenger RNA of Durusdinium trenchii, 2271 nucleotides long. NCBI's taxonomy places the organism in Eukaryota, Dinophyceae, Suessiales, Symbiodiniaceae. The record is from the annotation of a GenBank genome assembly.
AUGACAUCACAACAUUUGUCGCCCAACGCGCGUGUGAUGGCUGCAUCGGGUCAUCACGCACACAUGAAUGGAUCGGGACCAGUGAGACAAGCUUCGCUGGCUAAAUCGCUUCCUCCAGGCCUACCUCACCUUGCAGUGGCGAGUGGGACCCCAAAGACAGGGACGCCCGUGAACGCCCAGGACAGUGAUGAGGAACUCUCCGGCACACCAAAAGCACGCGAAACAUCAACAGAUCCCAAGGAUAAAGGCUUUAAUCCUUCGACUGUGCCUCGCGAGUGCACCGAUGUGUUUUGGAUCAUACCCUUUAUCAUUUGCCUUGGACUUACGGUCUUCAUUUGGAAUGAUGCUAUCAAAAAUGGAAACCUCCACGACCUUGUGAGCCUCCCAGAUCUCAAUGGCAAUCUUUGUGGCCAUGGGGUCAAUCGGGACAAGCCUUUUCUCUACUUUUGCAUGCAACAGAGCAGCCAGUGGGUCUUCCAGGGCAACGACAAGAGGUUGGACAUGGCCAACCCUGUUUGCGUGGGGAUGUGUCCCGGCACCUACAAUACAAGCACUCGGUGUUGGCUGCCGCUCAAUCAGACCUAUGCAUGGGUGCAAGACUAUCCCACCCAAGCGUUCAUCGGAAUGCUUUGCCGACCCUCACGAAAGUUUACCCAGUCACUGUCUGACCAGUUCAUGACGUUUGUGCAGACGGCACCGCCUGUUGCGAGUUUUUCUAUGAUCAUGCGCGCUUGGACCGCCUUCAUCACUGUGGCCAUUGUAGCACUGGUGUUCUCCUACCUUUUUAUUGUGGCUCUAAGCUUUUGCGCUCCUUGCCUUGUUUUGGCUGGCGUCCUGAUCGUGGUCACGGCAUCCUUUGCAAGCUCAGCAUACCUGUUCUGGUGCUCACGGAAGGAUGCGCAGAGGACGGAUCUUUGCGGCAUCAGUGAAGGAGCUUCUGCAGAGGAGUCAAUAGCUGCCUGGUCGCUGCUGGUGCUAGGGUUUAUUUUCCUAUGGAUUGGUUGUCAGAUGAGUGCAUGGAUGGAGACGGCGGUGAAAUGCAUCUCCUGGUCCUGCAAGUGCAUCCUCGCGACACCCAGCUUGUCGUUGCUACCGCCCACGACGUUAGCACUGCGAGGUGUUAGUCUCUAUGGCUUCAUUUAUGUGUGCCUCAUGUUAGCAUCCAAAGGCAUUGGCAAGUACAGCUGGGCCACAAAAUCUUCGUCAACGGAGUAUUCUACGGAUGUUCAUUGGAUGGCGCAGGCUAUAGAUCUUUCGCCGCUAGAGUGGGUGUGUUUAGUUGGCACCAUCUUCAUGGGCCUUUGGGUUCAAGGUUUGAUUACGGCCUGGACCCAUUUUGUGCAGCUCUACACCAGCCAGAUGUGGUACUUCUCUGGGGGUAUUCGUGGCACCGGCUCUGCUCCAGUGCUGUCUGUCUUCAGGGCAGGCUGCGUGGGCAUCAGGUAUCACCUGGGGAGUCUCAUCGGCGGCGGCUUGAAGCAAGUCCUGGCUUUGCCCUUCCGUCUUACUUUGGGUUGGCUACUUGAGGCCAGCCAAAACCAGUACAACCCGGUCAGCUACGUGAUCAGUGGCUGCUGCGACACUUGUUUGGGCUGCUACAAAAGGUUCUUCACACUGAUGUCCAGGAAUGCCUACAUGGAUGUGAGCCUGCAAGCAACUGCCUUUAAUGAGGCAUCUGAGCACGUCAACGCCAUCCUGGCAAUGCAACAUGAGGCUUCAGCAAUGGCGCUCUUGAAUGGGGCAACAUGGCUUUUUCAGCUCGUUGGGCUAGCUGCCAUUGCUUCCAUUGGCCACUUGGCGAUGGGCAUGGAGAUCCAGGUUGUUGACCGUUUUCACAACCUUCGAAGUCCUGACUAUGUCCAGCAACCUGAAUUGCUUUGCGUUGCUGGCGCAUUGCUGGCCUUGGCCAUAGCUUUUCCCUUCAUGAUGCUGUUUGACAUUGUGUCAGACUCCAUCUUGUACUGCAACACAGUUCAGAAAAUGAGGCACCAAGCGGUGACACCUGCACGCGUGGUGGCGGAGAUUGACCGGGCUUGUGGGAGCCGCAUCAACGGCCUCCUUUCUGGGAUGGUCGGUUGCCACUGCGCUGGCCGGGAUAGGCCCAAUGAGGAGGAAUGGGGACUUCUCAGCCGAAUGUCAUGGAGUACAGCGGCCACCUCGCCAAUUGUCGAGUCGAAGGUUAGUUUACCUGGCCGAUUGCCAAAUAGAGCACCUUCAGGACCUCAAACCAGCUGGAGCACAGUGCCUUUGAGCUCAAAGGCUGCUAGAUGA